CGGAGCUGUGACCGUAUAACUAUAAGGCAUACGUCGUAUGUUUGUGAUAUUUACCCGAUUUAAGGAAAUAACUACACUCAUAUAAGGUCGGUGAAUCUUAAGAGUCAUGUGUGAUUGUCGGAUAUCCAAUAGGACCCUACGCCACAUAGGAAUAUCACUCAUAUUUUUGGGUCUUCUCAGUGUGGUUCUUGGUGUCAUGCGUAUACCAUUGGGUUUAUCACCUAUAAAGUAUGCUUCAGAACAAAUCUGGACCGGUGCUUUUGUGGCAUUUACUGGUGUAUGUUCCUAUGUAGCUGGUAAGGCAACUGAAGAUACCAGAAACAAAGGAUGGUUGACAACUUUCCUGGUAUUUAGCAUUAUUACAGUGAUCAUAUCAUUUGCUGGUUGGUGCUUGGCUAUCACUGCAGUGGCAGAUGAGAGAGCUAAUUAUCAUUGGAUUUGUGAUCCCUAUGACAUUUGGAGGGACUGUGAUUAUUAUGAACUAUCCACCCGCCAAGGUUACACGACCAGUAUAACACUCAGUUCGAUAUCUGUUUUUCUUGCAUUUCUGGAAUGUGUAUUGGUGUUUUCUUACUCAAUUGUUGCAUGUUGUGCAAUAAGUCGUCCAGCCCAAGCCACACAGCAUACUGUUGUGUAUCAACCACAGUAUGGACAGAAUGUCACUGUUGUUCAGUCAGGCCAACAGUACUUACCAGCUCAUGGUGGACAAGUGUAUCUAUCUCCUGGCGUUGCCUCACCUGGUCAACCUAUGCAACAACCAAUUCAACAGCCAAUGGUGCAAUAUCCGCCAGGAUCUUAUCCCCAGCAGGCCCCAAUGACUCAACCUACAGCACCCCCAGAAUAUCAUUCUGAACUACCACCAUCCUAUGAUCAGUUGCAAACGGAUUCAUACAAUAAAUACUGA
This is a messenger RNA of Saccoglossus kowalevskii, 904 nucleotides long. RefSeq lists its product as uncharacterized. Gene Ontology annotation, cellular component: membrane. The record is from RefSeq and is a predicted model, not a curated record. NCBI's taxonomy places the organism in Eukaryota, Metazoa, Hemichordata, Enteropneusta, Harrimaniidae.